GAGAGUUUGCUUCAGUCUCUACUUCCUAGUUCCUACUGUUACUGUCUACUAAAGAUUUUGAAAUGGUGCUAAAUGCAACAAGGAUAAGCAAGCAACGCCGAAGUCCGAAAGUCUUAAACGUCCCUGCUCAUGAAAAUUGACAAGGACGGUAAUGCGAAGUAAAAUGACCGCGUUAGGGCCUAAGUGGGUCCACACCGUCAUUCUCCUUCAUCAACUUUCUCUACUUCCAUCCACCCAUGUGAAAAUGGGAAAAAUCCAAGUUUCAGCUUCUCUCUAACUUGCAGACUUACAGACAAAAAUAGAAUAGAGAAAAAUCGCCGGAAAAUGUCUUCACCCUCUCCGGUUGCUUCUCCCGCUGUACCCGCAUCGCCGCCGGCUACUAACUCCAGCUCGCCUCCUCCGACUUCGGAAACCAACUCCACAGCUUCGCCACCGCCACCGAGUACCAACUCCACAGCUUCGGCGCCUUCAAGUAAUACCUCAAGCACUUCCCAACCUCCACCUUCAUCGGCAUCUCCCAAUGGCUCUACGCCGGCAGUUGUAGUGGAUUCUAGUCCGCCGAACGGGCUGCCUCCUGCCGCUGUGACGGGCCUCAUAGUGGGAGUAGCUUUAGGAGCAAUAAUUGUGCUGAUUGGCGUCGGCGCUUUCUUCUUUUUUUACCGGAAGAAGAAGAGAAAGGAAGCAGAGUGUUACCCAGGAUGUCCACCGCCGCAAGGACCUAAAGAUGACCAUAAAACUGCCACCCAUUGGCAAGUCAAUAACCCUUCACCUACAGACAAUAAACUAACGUCUUUCCAUGAACCUCCUUUAACAAGUGGCAGUUCGGGCUCUGAGAAACCAUUUGCAUCACCAUCUCCUGGCAUUAUUGGACUAUCAGAGGGUACGUUUGCUUAUGAAGAGUUAGUAAUGGCAACUAAUGGUUUUUCCAAUGCCAACCUUGUUGGUCAGGGCGGUUUUGGCUAUGUCCAUAAAGGAGUUCUUCGCGAUGGUAAAGUGGUUGCAAUUAAGCAGCUCAAAGCUGGGAGUGGACAGGGAGAGCGUGAGUUUCAGGCAGAGAUUGAGAUAAUAAGUCGUGUCCAUCACUGUCAUCUUGUUUCAUUGAUUGGUUAUUGCAUCACUGGAGCCCAAAGGAUGCUUGUAUAUGAGUUUGUUCCAAACAACACUUUGGAAUUCCAUUUACAUGCUGGUCUAACAGGAAAGGGGAGACCAACUAUUAACUGGUCAGUGAGAAUGAAAAUUGCUGUAGGCUCAGCAAAAGGAUUGGCUUAUUUGCAUGAAGAUUGUCGGCCCAAGAUCAUACACCGAGAUAUCAAGGCAUCCAAUAUUCUCCUCGAUGAUGAUUUUGAGCCAAAGGUUGCUGAUUUUGGACUUGCCAAGUAUUAUUUGGAUACCGAUACUCAUGUCUCCACUAGAGUGAUGGGAACUUUUGGUUAUUUGGCUCCAGAGUAUGCCUCUUCUGGUAGGCUCACUGAGAAGUCGGAUGUCUUUUCCUUUGGUGUUGUGCUUUUGGAGUUGAUUACUGGGCGACGACCUGUUGAUAGAAGUCAACCUUUUGAUGAUAGCAUAGUUGAUUGGGCAAGACCUUUGCUCAAACAAGCUUUAGAAGAGGGCAUCUAUGAUGCUCUGGUUGAUCCAAAAUUGCAGGACUAUGAUUCCACUGAAAUGACUCGAAUGAUGUCAUGUGCUAAAGCUUGUAUACGCCAUUCAGCACGGCUUCGACCCCGAAUGAGCCAGAUAGUUCGAGCUCUGGAAGGAAAUAUGUCUCUGGAUGACCUAAGUGAUGGAAUCACACCUGGGAAUAGCAUGAUCUAUGAAUCUUAUGGAAGCUCGGAUUAUAAUUCUAGCCAAUACACGAAAGACUUGAAGAAAUUCAGGAAGAUAGCUCUGGAAAGCCAAGAAGUUGCUAGUAGUGAGUAUAGUGGAGUCACUAGCGAGUAUGGUCUGCACCAUUCUAGCACAAGCACUGAAGGCCAACAAACUACACAAGACGUAGAAUUACAGAUAAGAGAGAUUCCCAUCACAGAUUCCCAUGAAAGUUGAUCGUAGUUCAUUUCAUUCUCAGCUUCAUCAAUUUCAUGCCAGCAUCUUGCACAGAAUCAAUAUUGGAUUUGGAAAAAUCAUCUGGACAAAUGAGAUCCAUGAAGGCUGCAACUUCAUCUGAAAAUGAGUGGUUAAGCCUAUAAAAUCUACCUUUGCAAUUUAUCCAUUACUGGUGCUGUAAGGUAAAUACUUACAGGAUGAUGUAAAUUGGGAUCAACUUGCAUGAGAUAGUGAUUUAUUUUUGAACUUAAUUAGGUUAUUUUUUCUAGAUGAGACGACCAUGCCCUUAUCUGUACAUUCUUUCAAUUAUGUAGAGUUGGGUUAGAUUAGAUCCCAUGGAGAUGGUAAACUGAACUAUAGUUGAGAGUUGAAGCUACCACAUCGUGUCACCAGCUUACUAAUUUGAAUAUGGUAUCGGUUCUGCAAA
Messenger RNA from Jatropha curcas, 2467 nucleotides. Its product is annotated as proline-rich receptor-like protein kinase PERK15. NCBI's taxonomy places the organism in Eukaryota, Viridiplantae, Streptophyta, Magnoliopsida, Malpighiales, Euphorbiaceae. Gene Ontology annotation, biological process: protein phosphorylation. Gene Ontology annotation, molecular function: protein kinase activity; ATP binding. The record is from RefSeq and is a predicted model, not a curated record.